Molecule: messenger RNA, 1331 nt
Organism: Rosa rugosa (rugosa rose)
Lineage: Eukaryota; Viridiplantae; Streptophyta; Magnoliopsida; Rosales; Rosaceae
Product: bidirectional sugar transporter N3
Exons: 6
Coding region: 132-977 (281 amino acids)
Biological process (GO): carbohydrate transport
Cellular component (GO): membrane
Molecular function (GO): sugar transmembrane transporter activity
Source: RefSeq, a predicted model, not a curated record
CAUCCAAGCAUUUCAUUUUUCUCUGCAUGAUAAAUACAGUUCUUUCUCAGCACUGAAACCCUUAUAUAGUUUUUGUUACAUUAAACCGAGUUUGAUCACCCUUUCGAGUGUUUUUCGCUGUAAUACCAGAUAUGGGGGCAGUAGCAGACAGUCAACAUCCUUGGGCAUUUGCAUUUGGCAUCCUAGGUAAUCUAAUUUCCUUCAUGGUUUACUUAGCCCCAGUGCCAACGUUUUACCGGAUUUACAGAAAGAGAUCGACUGAGGGUUUCCAAUCGGUGCCGUAUCUGGUAGCACUGUUUAGUGCCACGCUUUGGCUCUACUAUGCCAUGCUGAAGCAAAAUGCUGUGCUUCUGAUCACAAUCAACACCCUCGGAAGUGUAAUAGAGACUCUGUACAUCGCCAUGUAUAUUGUUUAUGCAACAAAGGCUUCAAGGAAAUUCACUAUCAAGUUACUAGGGUUUAUGAACUUCGGACUCUUCUCCUUGAUCCUUGUCGUUUUACACUAUGCAUUUCAUAGUCAAUACCGUGCCCCGGUUCUCGGAUGGAUCAACGUUGCCAUUUCCGUUUGUGUUUUUGCAGCGCCCUUGAGUAUUGUGGCGCAGGUGAUCCGCACAAAAAGUGUUGAAUUUAUGCCAUUCAGCUUAUCAUUCUUCCUUACUUUGAGUGCCGUGAUGUGGUUUGCCUAUGGACUGUUCCUCAAGGACAUUUGCAUAGCACUUCCAAACGUGUUAGGUUUUGUCUUGGGUCUCCUUCAGAUGCUGCUCUACGCCAUAUACAGAAACCGCAAGCAGGUCAUAGUUGAUCCGGAGAAGAAGCUUCCGGCAUCCGAGCAUGUGAAAAACAUAGUGAUUCUGAGCACUAUCGCAACAUCCGAAGUUCAUCCAGUGGAUGCUAAGCCGUGCGAUGGCAAUGACGUCGAAGACGUGGACGGCAAAGAUGAAAAUAAGGAUGUUGAUGGUGAUGAACAUGAGAAGUGAGUGGUGGUGGUGGUGGAUGUCGAUGCAUCGGAUGAGCUUCAACUGAAAUCUGAAGAACCAUGUGCAGUGUGAGGUUCAACCACUGAGUGUAACUGUUACGACAUGUCAGACUUGAUUUCUAGCGCGAGAGUAGCUUCUUCUGGCUUCAAGUAUCUCGAUCUGCUCCUUGUUUUUGUGCUACAGCUAUAAGUAAGAGUGGAAAAAGAAAGCUACAGCUAUGGUGAUUUCGCUUGUAUAAUCAUUAACUUAGUAUUUUUGUAUGCAUUUUGCGUUUGUCUUUUUCGUUUCAUGUAGAACCAUUAUGUGUCCAAGUGUUAACAAAGAUAGAUUAUAUCAAUUUGGGUCCCUGCAUUA